AUGUACACUUCGACUAACGCAAGCGAUCGUCACGCCGGUGCCCGCUCAUCCAUCAUACCUUCAUCCGAUUCGUCAAAAAUCGCCGCGCGCCAGCUACCAUCAUUCCUCUCGCAAAGCUCAAUCAGCCAUGCCGGUGAUGGCGACGUCCUCGUCGGGCAGCGCGGACGCGUCUCUGCGGCGCCACACAGGCCUCCUGCGCGUCUUACCGCACCAUCUACACGACGAGCCCCAUCAUGCCACUCUGAACGCAGCAAUCGCGCCUCGCUCUGGGACGCAAUUCCGCCGUUCACAGCCCCCUUCCAGCGCUUCCCAGCCUCCAGAUAUGCGUGCAUACGUGCCUAUGAGUCUCCUAUGCGCUCAAGGGCGCUGCAGCGGCAACAUUCAGUGGUUGCACUCGACCUGGCAGCCUCGAGACACAAGCAGCAGGUUCUACUCACAAAUUUGUCCAAAGCGGCGGUGACGGAGUGGUGGGGAUGUCUAUUUGCAAUGCAAUUGGAGCAUUUGGGGCGUGUAGUGGGCAUUCUGGAGAGACAACCGGGGGUGUUCCAGAGACUGCUGCAGAUCUACGAUGCCGGCAACAGUUGGGUGUUGGUGCAGGAGCUCCGGCCCGAGUGGACAGGGUUGAGAGAGAGCUUCGCUGACCCGGCAGAGUUUUCGGAGGAGAGGCUGCGUCGAGUGGUGUUCCAGGUCGCGGCGAUGGUGUACUUCUUGCACAGACACGGGCUGAGCUUGGCGGGCGAGUUGGUGCACUACGACUUGGUGUGUUUCGCUUUGGGUUCGGGCGGAAUUGACGAUGUUUGUUGCUUGGUGGAGCUUAGUGCGGCGAUCGGCAUGCUUAUAUUUCAGAUUGCGAUGAUGCCUCUCUCCGCAAAGAGCGAGGUUGACGUCCGCUAUGUGGAAGGAACGAUCGAAGAGCAGUUGAGCCACCUGUCGUCUGCGUGCCGCGACUUGCUGCUUGGCUGCCUGACUAUGAAACUCAGUGUGCAAGAUCUUCUGGGUCGCAGAUGGCUACGCCAAGUUGACUUCCUCCACACCACUAACAAGCUGGACGGCGCAUUGAUCUCCCCAGAAGCGCGUCACGCGCUGUUCAAUUCAUUGCUGUGGAAGUUAGCCCCGCUUUGUAUGAUGGAUUGGCUACGGCGUGCACACGAAGCUCCUAAGGUGAAGCACACAGAGGAGGAGGAAGAGACAGAGAGUUGUCGUCAACGCAGUCGGGUACGAACCAUUAGCUAUGUUUUUUACUUUAUGGGGUCCCCAGUUUCUAACGUCUGUUUGGGCCAUACUAGCAGAGACCAACGCGCCGUAUUUACUCAAGAUCACGGCUGGGGCCAUUCACUUCUUCCUCAAGACGGAAUGGACAACAACCAAGAGCAGCGACGACAUGUGUACACUUUCUCACCAGAGCACAGCAUGCAAGAGGGUAUCGACUCGAAGAGUUGGAGAACUUACGAUGACUUCGACUACGACUUCCCUAAGUUUUAUCCCAGCCCCAAGUCAGUACUGUACGACAACUUCGAAGCUGACGACGAUGCUGAAUCGGUACGCGAAGAAGACAGUGAAGGAGAAUUCAUGGCACUCCCAGCGGAUGGAAGACGGUCGUCAGUGUCGAGCUUUCAUGACAUCGAUGAUGUCCGAACUCUCCAAAGAGACGUCGUGCGCUCGCUUCAACAUGGACCUCCACACAUACACGACGAAAGCACAAGUGGAACACGCGCUACGGUUGAUGAUUUAUUCAACCUCCGAGAAAGCUCAGCAGCAGCUAGCACGGAAAACGAGCAGGGGCCGGUUGGAUAUGACAGAAAUGCGUCGCACGACGCGGUGCACUUCAGCGCGUUCGGUCCAGCACAAGUGGCGCUGCGUGAAUUCUUCCGCAUCGACAUUUGGGCUUACUUGAAGCAGCAGCGCGAGACCAUGCUGGAGGUAGCGCUUGAACGCAACGAUUUAGAGAGUGGACACCGCGUUCAACCGCUUCAUAUCCAAAGAGGUACGCUGGUUACAGUCUCAAUUGAACCCAGCGCACGAUUUGGCGUCAAGGGCGAGGACUGCAAGUCGUUUCGGUGGCACGGAGGCAUCACAAGUGUCUCUUUUGACUUGUUCCGCGUAGCUACACGAACCGGGUAUGAAGACGACGAAGAAGUAGACGAGCUCUGUAUUGCCAAAAUCGUCGCAGGGACCAAGGUUUCAUUGCUAUACAUUCGGCUUCAAGCAAUGGCUACUCAGACUUACAGUACUGCUGCGGCAGGAACGACAAGUUCGUCCGACCUGACCCUCUUGGACGCACACAUGGAGCAUGUCGCCCCAAACGUCCUUGACAUUCCAGGGGAUGAUCUGGAACUCAUCCGCCCAAUUGGCCACGGCGCGUUCGGCGACGCUGUGCUGGCACGAUGGAAGAGCACCUCGCAAGACGUCGUUGUCAAGAUGAAGAACCAAGACGUGUACCGCAGCUCGGACGCCUUAGCUGAAUUCCGACACGAAGCGGCAGUGAUGAAUCUGCUGGGUAAGCACCCCCACGUGGUCGAACUGCUAGGCGUAAGCAGCUCCGGAUCCAGCGUUGACGAGACUGAGUCUCAAGGUAUCUCUCUGGUGACGGAGUAUCUCCCCAAUGGCAGCGUGGAGGACGUUCUGGGCAUCAACGCCAAGGGCGAUUCCAGCUCUAUAAGCUUGUUUUCUCGAACUGUCAUGGCUCGAGACGCCGCCCAUGGAUUGACCAACAUCCACCAGGGGAACUUCUUGCACCGCGACAUCGCAGCUCGGAACUGUUUGGUGGACGCCGAGUUCCGCGUGAAAGUGUGCGAUUUCGGGCUCUCUCGUCGACUGCGCGGAACUUCUCAAGGACCAUUGGAUGGCUUCCUGUUCGACGACGAUCGCCAUGGUUUCGGCCCGCUCAAGUGGAUGGCGCCCGAGUCCAUUACGCCGCCGCACCUGUUCUCGACGUACUCGGACUCGUACAUGUUCGGUGUGCUGCUCUACGAAAUCUUCAGCGGCCAGCCUCCGUUCCCGAACUUGUCGUCUCGAGACGCAGCGGCGCUGAUCCUGGAAGGCCACCACGUGCCCAUCCCGUCGUCAAUGCCCAGCGCGCACCAGCAAUUGAUGGAGAAGUGCUUCGAAGUGCAUCCGCUGCGUCGCCCCUCAAUGGACCAGAUCUACACCACGCUGGAUCAGUGGGUAGUGCACGACACCAAGUCGCACGUUGCUAAUCAGCUAUUCUACCAUGUUGGCGCACUCUACCAUGUUGCACCAGCGCGGCUUGCGCCAUGA
This is a messenger RNA of Phytophthora sojae, 3258 nucleotides long. RefSeq lists its product as hypothetical. The transcript has 7 exons. Gene Ontology annotation, molecular function: protein tyrosine kinase activity; ATP binding. The coding region runs from base 1 to 3258 and encodes 1085 amino acids. Gene Ontology annotation, biological process: protein phosphorylation. The record is from RefSeq and is a predicted model, not a curated record. Lineage: Eukaryota; Oomycota; Peronosporomycetes; Peronosporales; Peronosporaceae.